GGCCCGCCAGCCGGCCGAUAGGUGAACGUGCUCCGGUUGUGACUAGGGAGGGCUUGUUGCUGUCAAGAGUAUGAGACACUGUUAAAUUUCAAGUAGCACAAGGAUACUAUAGCAGGCCUUAACAUACACUGCAUGGGGCUUCAAAAUACCUCGAAAAUUAGCAAAUCUCAAUACCCAGCAGGUGUUUGGCUCCCUACACUUGUCCCGUCUCUCAGUGCUAACACGCUCAUGCUAUACUUUUCUUUUACUACUUUAUUCCGUCAACAUCGCAGGAUUGUUAUUAAGGAUACGAUGUUUUAUCGAGAAAUGGUGUACGCAAUGAAAUAAUGAGCUGAAUCAAUAUGGAGCUCAACCUAACUUUACCUAACCCACCGCUCAGAUGGAAACGCUUUUAUUAACAUCACGCAAUCUUAUCGCAAGUUAAUCAGACUUGUUAUUGUAUCCCUUCACCGCAAUAUGUGCUAUCUGUCACACCACCCCUGUCACCACCGCAAAGCUAACGCAGGGAAUACAAGGGGCAGGACAGGGGUUGAAGAAUGUGCUAACAGCUGAGCAGGGAGCGGGAGACAAUCAGCUGAUCACCAUGGGGGCGGACGCGGUGCCUGUGUCUGUGAUGACUGCUUUUUUCGGGGUGGUUGGCGUGGUGCUGCCCUUCAUUGUAGCUAAGGGCCCCAACAGAGGGGUGAUUCAAGUGGUGCUGGUCAUCACGGCCGCCUCCUGCUGGCUCUUCUGGCUGCUGGCGUACAUGCAUCAGAUGAAUCCCCUCAUAGGGCCACAGUUGGUCAACACCACUGUCAUCGCCUUACAGUACCUCUGGGAUCACAACUUGGUGCUGAAUGUGAGUGAGAAACUAGACUCACUACUAGAGUCUCCACUCACCUAGCACUAGACGCUACCUAGCCCCACACUGCAGAAGUAGGGCUCUUCCACCAGCCUAGCACGUACAAGUUGAGGUGGAGGUGGAGAUGGAAGAUGAAGUGUUGAUCUGACUGAAGAUAAGGUGUGAAGUGGUGGCUGGUGUAGCAGGAGGAGGAUGAGGAAGAUAGAAAGUUGAUAGAUCUGAUAAGGAAUGAAACAAAAUAGUGGUAGUGUAGAAAUAUGAGGAGAAUGAAGAUGACUAGUAACAGUAGCAGUAGUUGUAUUUAUAAUCUUGUAUAUUAAUAAUUCAGGUUGAAAUAUUAAACUCAUUCAGGUGUGAGUGUCUGUGGGGCGAUAUCCUGAAUACGUUUUGCUCCAAGGAAUCAGGAUAAGGGAUUCUCAGCUUGUAUAUAACCCUUGCCUGUCACCACUACCUCCUCUGAACAGUCUUAGUCUUAACAGUGUCUGACUCAAUCUAUAUCUGAAGUAAAGGGGAACGACAGUGAGGUUUUACUAUAGAAGACUGCCUUGCACUCCUGCCGUGGACCAAGUGGGAUUCUUUAACCUCUUCAGUACUGGGAUGCAUUUUUACCUCAUGUUUUGUGUAUGAUUAGAUGAUUUUAUUGACAUUACGAAGGGUGUAUGGAGGUCAGAAGAUUAAUGGCCAGUCUUCACUACUUUAAUUCCUUGAUAAGUUUAUGAAGUUGUGUAAAAUCAUCAAAUAAUAAGCAGAAUGAAUAUGAAAACGUGGCAUGGUACUGAAGAGGUUAAGGCCCGUGCUUGGCCAAGAAGGUAUCAGAAGUCAGGUUUUCUAGUGUCAAUGGGUCAGUCGAUGAUGAAUUGGAAGAGAGAAGUGCUGAAGUUACUCGCCUUCUGACUGCAAAUGUACAAUGGGUGAUUUAAAAAGUUGAGUGAAUAUUUUGUUUAUUGUAUGUGUUUUAAAUGUAAGAAACAGCAAUGUCAUUAUCUUAUCUGUGUAUGAAACAUUAUCAUCUCUAGUUGCUCGUAUGUCGUUUUGAAUAUAACUUGAGAAACAGCUGUGUGUGUAAUGAUCUUUUCUCUAUGUAGCAGAUGUACUUUUGUUUAUCUAAUGUUAAUGCACUGCUGUCUAUUCGAGUUUUGUGUAGUUUUAAUAUCAUUUGAAGCUCUUUGCUGUAAAAUUUUUAUCAAGGAUUGUUUUGAUAAUAAAAGAAAUACAUGAUUGCAA
Molecule: messenger RNA, 2065 nt
Organism: Portunus trituberculatus (swimming crab)
Lineage: Eukaryota; Metazoa; Arthropoda; Malacostraca; Decapoda; Portunidae
Product: V-type proton ATPase subunit e 2-like
Exons: 4
Coding region: 584-883 (99 amino acids)
Biological process (GO): proton transmembrane transport
Cellular component (GO): plasma membrane proton-transporting V-type ATPase complex; proton-transporting V-type ATPase, V0 domain
Molecular function (GO): proton-transporting ATPase activity, rotational mechanism
Source: RefSeq, a predicted model, not a curated record